This is a messenger RNA of Mycena citricolor, 1262 nucleotides long. NCBI's taxonomy places the organism in Eukaryota, Fungi, Basidiomycota, Agaricomycetes, Agaricales, Mycenaceae. The record is from the annotation of a GenBank genome assembly.
UUUUAGGCAAUCGAUCGAUGUGAUUACCCGCUGAUAACUACACUUGCGCUCAGUUCUACCAGCCAAUGGAGCACGACCACCAUGACCAUUCCGGACUCGAGAAUGCGGAAGAACAAGCCCACUUUGCAAACGUAAUCGCAGCCUUCCGAUAUUAUGCUCGCUACUCCCUUUCUGCGAACAACCGUCGUCGGAAAGACUUUUUUCGGCUCCCGAGCGCUGACCGGGAACUUCUCGCGGCGCUGGGGUACAAAGCAAAACUAGACCGCGUCGACGAGGCGAUCGAGGCGAACGCGGAUUUUCUCGGGCUCAUUGUCGAGGAUCCGGAGAUCUUUGGGCAGGCUGGGGAGGGCGAGGAGUAUGCGGAGCCGCGUGCGGAAGGACAUUCGCACUUGCAUGGGCAUUCCUAUAACCAUGAACACGGCGCCGGCUCAGCGGAGCCGUACACACCCACGGACUUCGAUAUGGACAAACUACGGAGCACGUUGAAGCAAUUUGUGCGGGAUUGGAGCGAAGAGGGGAUCGUGGAGCGCGAUGCAUGCUACCAGCCGAUCAAGGACGCACUUUUACGGCACUACGCGAGUGUGUCUGAGAUGGAGCGACGAAAGCUACGAGUGUUAGUUCCCGGUAGCGGUCUAGGUCGACUUGCGCACGACGUUGCCUCUCUGGGCUUCGCAUGUCAGGGCAAUGAGUUCUCUCAAUUCAUGCUUCUGGCCUCUCAUUGCAUCCUGAAUCGAACGAAUGAGAUCAAUGAGCACACGAUCUAUCCUUACGUGCAUUCUUUCUCGAAUAUCGACACAACAGAAUCGAUGCUGCGAGCAGUGACUAUCCCGGACGUCCUCCCGUCGAGCAUUCCACGAGGAGUCGACUUUUCGCUUGUGGCAGGCACGCUGCCUACUUGCUUACCUCCCGAUGAGCCUCAAGCCGGGCAGUGGGAUGCCAUUCUUACUUGUUUCUUCAUUGACACGGCGAAGAACGUUGUGAACUAUCUGCGCAUCAUUCACAAAAUCCUAGCUCCCGGCGGUGUUUGGAUCAAUUUAGGUCCUCUCUUAUGGCACUGGGAAAACAACAGCACGAAUGACCCGUCUAUCGAGCUCACACUCGAAGAAGUUAAGGAACUCGCUCGCGCGAUUGGUUUCGACAUUUCCUUUUGCGGCGCUGAGAACGAGCGCACGAUCGAUACGACGUAUACGAACAAUGCGCGUGGGAUGCUCGGCUACGUCUAUCAUGCGGCAUUUUGGACUGCGACAAAACGCCCUGUUUGA